Molecule: messenger RNA, 9349 nt
Organism: Hippoglossus stenolepis (Pacific halibut)
Lineage: Eukaryota; Metazoa; Chordata; Actinopteri; Pleuronectiformes; Pleuronectidae
Gene: gse1b
Product: Gse1 coiled-coil protein b
Exons: 17
Coding region: 500-6841 (2113 amino acids)
Source: RefSeq, a predicted model, not a curated record
UGCUUUGACGCCCGGGCAGCUACUGUACAGGAGUGCGCUGUCUCUCACCAUCUCGGAGGAAUUAGCACCGGGGGGCUGUGGCAGGAGGUUUCCUUCGGGGUGCCGAGGCGCGUCCCACGGACUGGAUUGGGGAUGGCGCUGUGUACAGUGUGAGGGAGAGCGAGCAGCCAAAGUUUGCAGAGCGCAGGCAGGAAAGUUCGCUGCAGAGGCGACCCGGGCUCCUCUGACAUAUCACCCAUGGAUUUCCAGUGCAAACAUGCCGACUACACGCUUCAGAUAACGCGGAUUUACGCGCUGUUUUGCGGGUGUUUUCAGAGACUUUCUGCCCGUCCCGUACAGUUGGUUGCCGUCGCUGCACGCUGCUGUUUCAAUGGACCGUUCGUCUCUCUUAUCAUCCAGUGAGUAACUUUGAUCGCAUGGUUUCCUGACCUGUGGAUGAGCGUGAGCAUGGCUUCAGUGACGCUGUGCCAUGUAGCCUAGUCGUGGAUGUUUAAAAACAAUGAACUCCCCCCGUGACCAGGACCUGGCACCCUUAUCUCGGAAACACCGUCUCAUGGCUGCAGCUAUGCCCGGUGAGGACGACCCAUUGCCCGGCAACAUUUCCAGGAGUGAUCGGAACGGAUUUGGGGGACUUGUUUAUUGUUUUAUAUGUGGAAGCGGAGUCACGCCGGGGAAGGAGUUGGGGCUGCAAGUGGCAUAUCAGAAAGAGAGGCUUCCCUUUUUCCCGUUUCUGCAAAACCAGGAGGCAGCGCCGGGUGCGUGUGAAGUGAGCCCGGAUGGUCAUGCGCUGGUGUGCGCCGUGUGCCACUGUUUCCUGACGGAGCAGUGGAACUCCUUCGAGCGGAGCAGGACGCCCCUCGAGAAGCGCAUGUACUGGCUGAAGCGACCCUACCAGUGCGACUCCCGGCGGGUCCCGCAGGAGUGGAACCUCUCCUACGACCUGGAGAGGAGGAUCGGACAGGGCUACGACGGGGGCGCAGACUCGGAUUUCUCGGAUUUUUCUGAAAACGAGAACAUGUCAGACCAGGAGAUGGACGCGGUGGACCGAGCCAGCGUGGGCAAGUGCCCGAAAGCAUCUGGCAAAUCGCCGAGAGACAGUGGCAGGAAAAACAAUGUCAUCAGUGUUAAAAACAGCCCGGACUCGCAGCGGGCGAUCCGCUACCCGGUGGGUGUGUGCGGGGCGCAGAGGUCGCCCAAAGCGGAAAGUGUUGUCCCGGCGAGGCGCGGCGCUAAAAUGAUGAAUAAUGUCUGUCAAGCAUCAGAAUCUGUGGCAAAGCCUCAGGAGAGAUUCCCUCUGCGGUGCUACGAGGGCCCCCUGUCCGACCCACCUGUGCAGGACAACGGGGUCAUUAUGCGCAACAGGCGGUGGCUGGAGGAGCCGCGUCAGAUCCAGCGUGGUGCCGACAGCAGCUGCGCUCCGUCCAGACAUCUGCUGUACCGGGGAACCGGCGAGCAUCACACCACCGCUACUGUCACCACGAAGGCUGCUCCCGGGGAGAACCACUCUGACAACUCCGAGGAAGACGAGAUUAACAUAACGAGCGAUGAUGACAGGGACAUGUAUGGCAGCAGAGCAGGCCCAUCGAUUCAGCUGAGACCUGCCAGAGACCUUUCAGCGAGGAAGAGUGCCCAGGAGCAAGCAGCUAAGGAGUCCAGGCCAGAGGAGUGUGUGUGUUACGUCUGUGGCACUGGGCUCAAACACGAUGACUGCUUUAAAGUCAGUGUUCAGAAGCAGGAGAGAGCACAGGGCGAGCCCUUCUUUCCCUUCCUGUGGCUGCACUCCCCUCCACGUGGUGCGGUGCCCAUCAGUUUGGCAGGUACCACCCUGGUUUGUGGAAGCUGCCACACCUCCCUCAUGCAGCAGUGGCAGAGCUUCCAGCUUGCAGAUGUGCCUGUGCUCCAGCGCCUCUAUGUAGUCCCCCUCAACCAGACCACCAGUGCUGUCCGUCCCCCCCAGCUAACUCCCCAGGAGGGAAAGCCCCAAGAGCCCAUGCAGUGCAUACCUAAACCCAAGGCUUCCCAUGAGGCCUGUUACCUCUGUGGUCAGGAGUGUGGGGGAGACAUGAGAGUGGCAUAUGCACAGGCUGGUGUGGGCAAAUCCCGCGGUGUGAUGUAUUUUCCCUUCAUCAAUAUGUUGCCUUGCCCGCCUAACGCCCAGGGGCUGAGUCACGGCCGGGUGCACUGCUGCCCCCAGUGCCAUUUAAUCCUGGAGGAGAUCUGGGGCGCAUAUCGACUCAGCCUCAGUGAAGAGCUGAUCACUUCUGUCAGCUCCUUCCUGGUCAGGUACCACACUGCCAUGGCCAUUGAGGGGUGUGAACCGGCCCAUUCCCAGAGAGGGUUGGCUUCUCGCCCCGGCAGCUCCAUGUCUGUGUGUUACCUGUGUGGAGCUGAGUUGUUUGCAGGUGGAGAGUACCAGCUUCAUGUCAACCCACCUGGGCGUUGCGGGGAGAGGGAGCCUUUCUUCCCCUUUCUCACCGUCCACCCUCCGGCUCCCCGUGCAAAACCAGCUGACGCUACAGGCCUUGUGUCGGCUUGUAAUCUCUGCUAUCAUGACCUGUGUGCCCAGUGGGCCCUGCAUGAGAACCGGGGCCAGGGACCCGCCACCCCUUCUACCUCUAGCUUACCCAGUGGCAACCCCCCGCUGCCCAGCUCCCCUUGGGCCCGACAGUACAACUGUGAGGCGUUUGUUUGUUUCUUCUGCAGGCAGGAGCAGCGCAGGCAAGGUAGGCUAUGUGCCGUUACUAUGGCCAGGCUACCUGUGUUCCUGUAUGCCCCUCGCAGCACACGCACACUCCUGGUGGAUGAUGGGAAGAGGCUGGUGAUUGGCGCAUGUGUGGAAUGUAAGGCCAUGGUGCAGGCGGGACAGAGGAUGCAGCAGGACAGGGAUAGACAUGGACAUGGAUCAUCAGACGAGGAGAGGAGGGAACCGGAAUCGGCCUCGCCACGAUCUAGACACAAGGCUAGUGCUCUGACUGAGGGUACGGCUGGAACCAGUAAGGAGGUGGACUCAGGUCCGGGCCCCUCGCAGCCUGCAGGCGACCACACUCCCUCUCGCCCGGUGACCUCGGAGCAGGAGAAACCUGACCACGCCGACCGCCCACAUCCCAGCAUGAGCCAUGAGCCAAAGUCACCAUCAUUAGGAAUGAUCUCCACGGCAACCCGUACCACGGCGACGGUCAGCCCCCUCACCCCGUCACCUCUCAACGGUUCUAUUGUAGCCAAUGGAAGCCCGGCUACACAGUCUUCUCACUCCGGAUUCGCUGCAGCCCUCCGUAAACUGGCAAAACAGGCUGAAGAACCUCGAGCUGCGUCCUCCAUCAGCAGUGAGUCCUCUCCAGUGUCCUCCCCGGCCACCAACCACAGCUCUCCAGUCAGCACACCCAAGAGGGGCCCCCUCGGUCCAGGGCCUGUCCUGGGUCCCCCGACGUGCCACAGCGUGCCAAACACUCCACCUGUAGUCACCAUUGCUCCAACAAAGACCAGCAACGGCCUCUGGAGGAACGAGGGACGCCAGACGGACUCAGGGCCUCGUGGGGCCAACAGGGAACGUUUGGGUGCCGAGGGGACCCUACCCCAGGAGAAGGGUGGCCCCUCUAUCCCUGCCCACCUCCUGGGAAACCCCUAUGCCUUCGGUCUCACCCCCGGUGCUGUCAUGCAGGAUUCACGUUUCCAGCCCCUCAAUCUGCCCAGACAGUUGUCUAACGCAGGGCCCCCUGGUCCUAUACCAGAAGAGUAUCUCCGUGGUUUCCGGCCCUACGCCACGGCCGAGGAUGCCCUCCGCAUGCCGUCGUUGCCCCUUGGCCUGGACCCCGCCACUGCAGCCGCCGCAGCUGCCUACUAUCACCCCAGCUACCUGCCCCACCCCUCCUUCACACCAUACAGGAUGGAUGACCCAUUCUGCCUUUCUGCUUUGAGGUCACCUUUCUAUCAGCUGCCAGCAGGGGGAGCUUUGCCCCCCAUGCAUCCCUCUGUUCACAUGCACCUGCAAGGGGUCCGCUACCCUGGAGAUUUCACACACCCUUCAAUGUCAGCACUGCAGUCUGAGAGGCUUCAGCUGGAGGAUGAGCUGCGGCAUAGAGAGAGGGACCGCGAACGGGAGCGCGAAAAGGAAAGAGAGCGUGAGGCGGAGAGAGAGAAGGAGCGGGAGAGAGAACGAGAGAGAGAGCGGGAGAAGGAGCUGGAGAGGGAGAGGGAGAGAGAGCGGGAGCGAGAAAGGGAUCGUGAGAGGGAACGGGAGAAGGAGAGAGAAAGGGAGAAGGAGCUGGAGAGGCAGAAGGAGAGAGCGCUGAGGGAGAAGGAGCUGCUGGCAUCCAAGGCCAUGGAGAGCCACUAUCUGGCUGAGCUCCACGCCAUCAGGGGGCAGGAAGACCGAACCAAGCCUGAGAGACUCACCCCUAAUCGGGCUGAUAAAACCAAAGAGCCCGCCCUCCCCGCUCCCAAACCCGUCCCGCCAGGACUCCACUCUUCAAUGGUUCAAUCGCAUCAUCCCGUCCCCGGUUUAAUCUCAGGCCACGGACUCUUCAUGGGACCCGGCGCUGUCGGGACGGGGCUCUCGGCCGCGCUGCUCGCUCAGAGGAACAACGAGGAGGAGAGGUGGUUGGCGCGGCAACGUAAGCUGCGGCAGGAGAAGGAGGAUCGUCAGUACCAGGUGUCUGAGUUUCGUCAGCAGGUUCUGGAGCAGCACUUGGACUUGGGCCGGCCGGCUGACGCAGCAGAUCACAGGACAGACGCACACAGAUCCAUAACAAAUCACCAUGAACCAGGAAGCCGGGACCUGCACGCUCACUUAGGUGCCCCUCCUCCCCUCAUCUCCCCCAAACCUCCACAACCACCACGCGAACACCACCCUCCACCUCCCACCACCCUGUGGAACCCCGCAUCUCUCAUAGAAACGACCUCAGAUUCCAGACGUAACCACGAGCCCUCAGGGAUGGGACACUACGAGCUCAGUCGGCUACCCCCGGGGCCCUCCAAAUUUGAGGACGUAGCCCGUAGGAGAGACGGGGGAGCAAUGGAGAAGUACACCCAAAUGAGAGGUCCUCCGGGCCUGACGGAGCCCAGCACAUUCCUUGCUGAUCUGGAGAAAUCCACGCAGUCUUUCUUCAGCCAGCAGAGGUCAUCGCUGUCGCUGUCCAGCCAGUACGAACUGGAGGGAGCUGUGAAAGGCAACGCUGGACAAAAGAGCUUCCAGGGACACCCAGGGCUCAGUAGACACGGACAAGGGCUAGGACUAAUCGCUGGGUCAGGGAUGGGACAGGUAGCUACACUGGGAAUGGGCCCAGACACAAUGCUGAUCUACGAUGAGUACCUUCAGCAGCACCGAAGGCCAAUCAGCAAGCUGGACCUGGAGGAGAAGAGGAGAAGGGAGGCGAGAGAGAAAGGUUAUUACUAUGAGCUGGAUGACUCGUAUGAUGAGAGUGAUGAAGAGGAGGUGAAAGCCCAUCUCAGGAGAGUGGCAGAGCAGCCCCCACUCAAACUGGAUGACUCCAGCGAGAAAGUGGACUUUCUGGGAGUGUUUGGCCUGACCACAGCGGGCCGGCGGGACGAGCUGGUGCAGCAGAAGAGACGGAAGAGGAGGAGGAUGCUCAGGGAGCGCAGCCCCUCUCCACCUGCAUCGCAAUCGAAACGCACUCCUCCUCCCCCCCAACUCAGCACGCGCUUCACCCCGGAGGAGAUGGACCAAGCGCCGGAGCUGGAGGAUAAGAAGCGGUUCCUCACCAUGUUCAAACUGUCCCAUGUCACUGUGCAGCAGAGAAAAGAUAAUGAAAAUGUGGUGGAGCUGCUUCAGUCCAUUAAAGAAAAGAGUGUACCCCUUGAUACCAUCAUACAUGCCACUCAUCCACUGUGUAAGAGCCCCUCAGCUCAGAUCACAGAUUCUGCCUGUGCCCAGCCUCCCUCUGAAUCAGAGGACCACAACAACGUCAGACCACACAGCCCCUCCUCGCAUUGCCCAGCGUCCCCCAGUGGCCACCCGAAACCCCUCGGGGACACAUUAAGACCAAAGGAACCCCCUUCUCCAGCUGUCUACCCAGACAAGGCCCGGGGGCCCAGCGAAGCACCGAUCUCUAAGAGGAGCUCCAGUCUGCUCAACAGCUUGCGGCCCGCGCUCCCCCACCAGGCGAAAGAGGGCCAUCACAGCAUCAACGGACGCACCAAACCCUGGGACAGCUUCACCCCGGAAGAAUUUGCUCAGCAAUUCCAUGAUUCUGUGCUUCAGUCCACUCAGAAGGCGCUGCAGAAACACAAAGGUGGAGCCCCAGGGAUGUCGGAGUCGUCCCACCUCCAGGAGUCGUCAGUUCACUACAACAUUCCAGAGCUGCAGAGCGCCCCUGGCCGACCGCCGCCGCCGCCACCGCCACACUCACAGGCUCACUCCAAUGCACAUCCAUUUCCACAUCCGCUCUCGCACUCUCACCUUCAACCCAAUGGGCAGCACUUCUCAGUGCCGCUGCAGCGGGAGGCGCCGGGGGCGAGAGAAGGCCCCUCUGGUCCAGAGGACUCUGAGGAAGAGGAGGAUGAGGAGGAAGAGGAGCCUCCUGCCUCCAAGUGGCGGGGAAUUGAAUCUAUAUUUGAAGCUUAUCAGGAAUAUGUAGAAGAGCAAAGUCUGGAGCGGCAAGUGUUGCAGAGCCAGUGUCGAAGACUAGAAGCUCACAACUACAACCUCAGUCUGACUGCUGAGCAGCUGUCUCAUAGCAUGGGGGAGCUGAUGUCCCAGAGACAGAAGUUGGCAUUGGAGCGGGAGAAGUUACAAACAGAGCUGGAGCACUUCAGGAAGUGUUUAACGCUGCCACAGACACACUGGCCAAGAGGCGGCCAUUACAAAGGCUACCCUCCCAGGUGACCCCGACACGCCGACCUGAUGGCUCCCGGGCCGCGGCCACCUCCCUUUUCAGACUUGACACCCAGAGUUUAUUUUUCAUAGCCUGGUCCGCGUGGCUCUGCAGAGGAGAGCGUGGCAGGCUAGAUAAGAUGAAUGAAUGAAUGGACAGAGUGAAUGGAUUGAUGAAUGCACAGGAGACGGGAACGUUCAGUGAAGGGCAGGCAGUCUUUGGAUUGUGGCCAGCCAGGGCCUGCGCCACAAGCCACCAACCGUGUGCCAAUGUAGCCAACCCCCUGAGAUCAGCGUGAGUUCCGGGGCAGGAGUACCUGAAGCUCAACACAAACACACACAUGCACCUGCUUCUCACACACUCUUCGGUCCCUGCGGCUCUAUUGUUCAGUCCAUGCCUCCCUCACUGCCACAUCUACAGACAAUCCUGCCAAUGAGGGAGCAGCUGCCCAAGGAGGGGUGUCGUCAACAGACUCCAAAAAUCUCCAAACGAAGGCUCCUGGCCAGUCGGGACGGAUUUUCAUCACAGCGGCCACAUGAGUUUUUGAACUGGAAAUGCACUUACGAAUAAAACGCUGAAGAACUACCUGGUGGUACUGUGUUACAACAAAGAACUGCUCAACAUUAGGGAAGAACUUAGAAAAAUGCACAUUUUUUUGGAAAGAAUUAAGGAAAUGUUUUAUUUCGAAAUAGAAAAUUUGAGAAUUAAGAAUUUUAAAAGGUGCUUCAGCCUUGUAUUGUAUAUAAUAUGAAGACUUAAAAAGAAUUUUGUAUGUUUUUAUUACUUUAAUCAUUGUUCUUUUAAAAGAAAGCCUGCCAUUUUUAUAUGUUUAUGCUUUUUUGGGUUGGAAAAAGAAAAGCCUUGCUUUUAGUGUUUGUACUGCUGCUGGCCAGAACAGCUCAUUCUGAGACAUUUAGCAGAGUGAGAGCAAACAGGAUACACGCCUCCUCUUCUCGUUACUCUCUCCUGGCUCUACGCAGCCCAGACCCAGCCACAGCCGGACCCCCGAGCUCAGAGAAGCUCAGUCAGAGGUCCUGAGACUUGGCUCCUGCCCUGUUACACCCCUCCCCCCCUCCCACCUCCUUCACAGCAACAUGUCUCUGUUUUAAUCACCGUUUCAACAGCUCCUCCUGUCGGCUUCACUGCUGCUGACAUUAUCUCCACAUACACAACUCGAGAUCCAGUGACACCUUAAGCUUUUCACUCACUCGUUUAGUUUCUAAAGACAUGAAGAGUCUCUUUAAGCAGCCGCCUGAUGAAAACUGGUUCUUGAUGCUUUCUCUUAAUGUCCGACCUUCAUUUCGACGUAAUGUAGCAUUGGACUGAAACAUGAGGGUUUGCAUAAUGUUCCGCCUUUUAAGAUCAAGCCCUUAACGUCAUGACAGGAUAUAGUGCCAAAAUAAAAAUAAAAAAAUUAAAUCGUAGCAUCUCGGAUUUUUGAUUUAAAACGGAGUUGAAAUUAGGUAGCCAAACAUUCAAACCAGAACGGCCAUCUUCCACUUCAUCACACGCCUCCUUCCCGCAUAUCCCCCAUUUUUUAGGACCCUCGCUACCCAAAGUUGCCAACAAGUUACAAAUAAACUGGAAAUCACAAAGUCAAUUCAAACUGGGUUUUUCCUAGUACACAUAUAAACAGAAAGGUUUGAUUUACCUGGUCUCUGUACCUGUUUACAACCCGUCUGCCCUCCUCCUGACUCUGCUCGUUUCACACUGACACCCUGUCCGAUAACUCGUGUCCCCUCACCUCAUGGUCCUAUGUGGGAUCGUAAACCCAAGAGCUCAUCUACUCCGGGUAUAGAUUAUAAAUUUUUGGUGGUGGGAUAAGAGAUUUCAUCUUUUUAAAGUAAAAAAGAAUUUGAAAAUGUGCAUAAAGCUAACUUAUAAAAGACUAAAGCACAAUUAGUUACUACUUAAGACUUACCCCAUACUUAAAAUAUAGGAUUUACAAGUGCCUCAAGAAUUUGGGAGCAUGUGAAUGAGUCGCAGUCCUCAUGGACAUUUUACACAUAAAAUUAUAGAUUAGGGACAUUUCAUAUUGUCUUUGUCUCCUUUCAGAUAUGUGCAUGUCAACGGGUACAGAAUCCCUUUAUCCAAAAGCUUCUCCAAGAAUCAAUUUUAUCAUAACACAUUUUUUUAUGAAUGAGGCCUCAGAGGAACAGAGGGAUACGGUAUAAUCUGUCAUUUUUACAGAGCAGAAAAGAGCCGAGAGCGCAGCCCACCAGUUAAUGAAGGAGCACGCACACUGAGGGAAGCAGCCAAUCAGCUGGGGAGGACGGUGCUGUACAGCGAGCCCCGCUUACCCAGCAUCCCCUGUGUCUCCAACCCACGCACGCCCAUGCAAUAGCCCCCUUACUCAGUGGAGGAUGUCUAGAUGCUGUGAAAUCCUGUUUUUAAAAUGUACUUGUUUGAAUUCAUUGUAAUGUAAUAUAUUCUUUGUUGAAUGUAGUAAUUAGGUAUUUAUGAAUAUAUGGCUGUGAUUUCAGACAAAAAAGAAAAUAAAAUAUUUCAAAAAUGUUAAA